Molecule: messenger RNA, 2561 nt
Organism: Nannospalax galili (Upper Galilee mountains blind mole rat)
Lineage: Eukaryota; Metazoa; Chordata; Mammalia; Rodentia; Spalacidae
Gene: Atp1b1
Product: ATPase Na+/K+ transporting subunit beta 1
Exons: 6
Coding region: 492-1403 (303 amino acids)
Biological process (GO): potassium ion import across plasma membrane; sodium ion export across plasma membrane; intracellular potassium ion homeostasis
Cellular component (GO): sodium:potassium-exchanging ATPase complex
Molecular function (GO): ATPase activator activity
Source: RefSeq, a predicted model, not a curated record
UUUCUCGGCUCCUGGCCGGCGCGCGCGUUUGGCGGGCCCGCGCUCUGCGGCUCUCGUCCUUCCCGGUGACUUUCCCUCCUAGCUCCUGGCCUGUCUCCGCAGAAGUCACAGGAGGCAGAGGGGUCGGGCGGCAGCUUGGAGCGGCGGCUGAAGGGUCCCGGGAAAGCGACGGCAGCGCGUGGCGGACCCAAGGGAGACACCGCGAGCUGCCGCGCGCCCACCGUGAGGUGCAGGACUCGGAGCCGCCCAGCCGGCGCGCGCCCUACUCCCUCCGCCCUCCUCCCUCCGCCCCCGCCGCGCCUCCCCCUCCUCCCGCUCCUGCCUAGGCUGCUCCGCCGCGCGCCUCGCACUCGGAGAGCCGCAGCGGCAGCGGCGCGUCUCGCCUGCUGAGAGCCAGCCGGGGCUGGGGGACGCCGAGCCGCCGGGAGGACGCCAGGGCGCGCGCCGCACUCACCCACGCGCUCAUCCUCCGCGGCUGUUGACCAGCCACCAUGGCUCGCGGGAAAGCCAAGGAGGAAGGCAGCUGGAAGAAAUUCAUCUGGAACUCGGAGAAGAAGGAAUUUCUGGGCAGGACAGGUGGAAGCUGGUUUAAGAUCCUUUUGUUCUACGUGAUCUUUUAUGGCUGCCUAGCUGGCAUCUUCAUUGGAACCAUCCAAGUGAUGCUGCUCACCAUCAGUGAACUGAAGCCCACGUACCAGGACCGGGUGGCUCCGCCAGGAUUAACACAGCUUCCUCAGAUCCAAAAGACUGAAAUUUCCUUUCGUCCUAAUGAUCCCAAGAGCUAUGAGGCCUAUGUGGUGAACAUCGUUAGGUUCCUGGAAAAGUACAAAGAUGCAGCCCAGAAGGAUGACAUGAUUUUCGAGGAUUGUGGCAGUAUGCCCAGUGAACCCAAGGAGCGAGGAGACUUCAGUCAUGAACGGGGAGAGCGAAAGGUCUGCAGGUUCAAGCUUGACUGGCUGGGAAAUUGCUCUGGACUAAGUGAUGAAACUUACGGCUACAAAGAGGGCAAGCCCUGCAUCAUCAUCAAGCUCAACCGAGUUCUGGGUUUCAAACCUAAGCCUCCCAAGAAUGACUCUUUGGAGCCUUCCCCAACAUUGAAGUAUAAUGCAAAUGUCCUGCCUGUUCAGUGCACUGGCAAGCGAGAUGAAGAUAAGGAUAAAGUUGGAAGCAUAGAGUAUUUUGGAAUGAGUGGAUUUACUGGCUUUCCCCUGCAGUAUUAUCCCUACUACGGCAAACUCCUGCAGCCCAAGUACCUGCAGCCUCUGCUGGCCGUACAAUUCACCAACCUCACCAUGGACACUGAAAUUCGCAUUGAGUGUAAGGCGUAUGGUGAGAACAUUGGGUACAGUGAGAAAGACCGUUUUCAGGGACGCUUUGAUGUAAAAAUUGAAGUUAAGAGCUGAUCACAAGCACAAAUCUUUCCCACUAGCCAUUUAAUAAGUUAAAAAAGAUACAAAACCUACUAGUCUUGAACAAACUGUCAUACGUAUGGGACCUACACUUAAUCUCUCUGCUUUACACUAGCUUCUGCAUUUAAUAGGUUAGAAUGUAAAUUUAAAGUGUAGCAAUAGCAACAAAAUAUUUAUUCUACUGUAAAUGACAAAAGAAAAAUAAAAAUUGAGCCUUGGGACGUGCCCAUUUUUACUGUAAAUUAUGAUUCCAUAACUGACUUGUAGUAAGCAGUGUUUCUGGCCCCUAAGUAUUGCUGCCUUGUGUAUUUUAUUUAGUGUACAGUACUAUAGGUGCAUACUCCGGUCAUUUUUCAAGCCAUGUUUUAUCAUAUCUGUUUUCUACUUUAUGUGAGCAAGGUUUGCUGUCCAAGGUGUAAAUAUUCAAUGGGAAUAAAACUGGCAUGGUACUUUUUCCUUUUCUCUUUUUUGUUUGGCUCUGAAAUUUCAAAGAUACUGGCCCAUCAUGAGCAUUUUUAACACACUUCAUAGUCUUAUCCUGUGGUACUGGGUCUUUUAUUUUUUUUUUCUUUAUUUCCUGGGGGUGGGGGGGUGGGCUGUCAUGGGGGAACUGCCCUUUAAAUUUUAAGUGACACUACAGAAAAACACAAAAGGUGAUGGGUUGUGUUGUGCUUCUUGCCGAGUGCUGUCUUGCCACUUUUUCCCUCGUCCUCCGGUGUGUUCUGAAGCUGUGUCUGAGAUCUGGAUCUGCCUGUCACUUUGACUAGUGAUGGGGCUAAUUAAUUUGCUUUGUACAUUUUCUUUUCCUUUUUUCCUUUCUCUGGAGGCAUCACACGCUGGUGCUGUGUCUUUAUGAAUGUUUUAACCAUUUUCAUGGUGGAAGAAUUUUAUAUUUAUGCAGUUGUACAAUUUUAUUUUUUUCUGCAAGAAAAAGUGUAAUGUAUGAAAUAAACCAAAGUCACUUGUUUGAAAAUAAAUCUUUAUUUUGAACUUUAUAAAAAGCAAUGCAGUACCCCAUGGACUGGUGUUAAAUGUUGUCUACAGUGCAAAUCCAUGUUCUAACAUAUGUAACAAUUGCCAGGAGUACAGUGCUCUUGUUGAUCUUGUAUCAGUCAGGUUAAAACAAUGGACAAUAAAAGAAUGAACACAUUC